Molecule: messenger RNA, 1195 nt
Organism: Laccaria bicolor S238N-H82
Lineage: Eukaryota; Fungi; Basidiomycota; Agaricomycetes; Agaricales; Hydnangiaceae
Exons: 3
Coding region: 11-1150 (379 amino acids)
Biological process (GO): spermine biosynthetic process; spermidine biosynthetic process
Cellular component (GO): cytosol
Molecular function (GO): adenosylmethionine decarboxylase activity
Source: RefSeq, a predicted model, not a curated record
AUCGACAUCCAUGUCCACAGAAGAUUAUCAGGCCCCCUUCGAGGGCCCAGAAAAACUUCUUGAAAUAUGGUUCACCCCUUCAGCUGGUAACCUUCGUCAUGUCCAUCGCCAGCUAUGGGAAGACAUGCUCGACAUUGUUCAAUGCAAAGUCCUCAGCGUCGUACAUGGUUCGGAAAUGGACGCUUACUUAUUAAGCGAAUCCUCUUUUUUCGUUUUUCCUCAUCGUCUAAUCCUCAAAACUUGCGGUACAACGCUCAACCUUCUUGGUCUGCCUAGGAUUCUGGAAAUCGCCGCCAAUCACGCCAAUCUUCCCUCCGUUGAUCGAUGCUUUUAUUCUCGAAAAUCGUUCAUGUUCCCUGAACGCCAGUCGGGUCCCCACCGCGAUUGGAAGGAAGAAGUCCAGUAUCUUGACAACAUUUUUACGAACGGGGCCGCCUACACCAUCGGAAAGGUAAAUGGCGACCAUUGGCUGCUCUAUAUAAUGGAGCAGCCAUCCGGUGAUACCCCCCAUCCUCAUUCUCCCGAAGAUGCUCCGCAUAAAGCGGAAGGCAAACAUUCCGAUUAUACCAUUGAAAUUCUCAUGAGCGGCCUCUCACAUGACGCCCGCCAACCCUUCUUUUCACCUGCCAACGAUCUCGUAGACUCCCCUUCACAUGCUCAACUCCUUUCUAAGAGGCUCGGAAUUUCUGGCAUAUUUCCCCCUCACCUAACAACGCUUGAUGCGUUCAGUUUCAACCCCUGCGGGUACUCUUCGAAUGCCCUUAUAAAAUGGGAAGAGGACCUCCAAAACAUAGGCUGCGAUGCAACUAUAGAUGGAAGUGAAUCGCAAGGGGGUGAAGGUUAUUAUACCAUUCACGUCACCCCAGAGGAGGGUUGGUCGUACGCGAGCUUCGAGUGCAACAUACCACUUUCACUACGGCCGACGAAAGCCAGCGAGGAAGCGAUUCCAGACCUACAGUCCCUUGUCAAGCGUGUCGUCAGCAUAUUCGAGCCCAGUCGCAUAACCUUGACCUUGUUCAUAUCCAGCGAGGACAAUGAUGCUGAUGGAGAGAGCGCAGGUAGAAAUGCACAGGUCUACAAAAGGACGGACAAGAUCAACUAUGGCUUUGGAGGAUAUGACCUUGCAUUUGCAAGUUUUGAAUUGAAGUAGAAUAAAUAUAAUGAUAACAUAUUUUUAACCUUUCACCAUGUCCAC